Fomitiporia mediterranea MF3/22 is the source of this 786-nucleotide messenger RNA. RefSeq names its product NAD-binding protein. The transcript is spliced from 6 exons. Gene Ontology annotation, molecular function: oxidoreductase activity, acting on the CH-OH group of donors, NAD or NADP as acceptor. The record is from RefSeq and is a predicted model, not a curated record. Bases 1 to 786 code for a protein of 261 amino acids. NCBI's taxonomy places the organism in Eukaryota, Fungi, Basidiomycota, Agaricomycetes, Hymenochaetales, Hymenochaetaceae.
AUGUCUCUGGUCCUCGGGAAAGUAGUGUGCAUUACGGGUGCGUCUAGAGGUAUAGGUCGCGCAACUGCUCUCGAAUUUGCGAAGCACGGCGCGACUGGCUUCGUUUUGCACUAUUAUGGCGAUGAAGCAACAAGAAAAGAAGUCCUUACACUCGAAGAAGAGAUAAAAUCAAUAUCUGAUGCCUGUAGGUCCGUAGCUGUACCCGGGGAUAUAGCAAAUCGCGAAACCUCUCUGAAGAUUGUUCAGGAGGGCAUUCAAAAAUUCGGCAGAAUAGAUGUUCUCGUUAGCAACGUUGGAAUAUGUCCAUUCUCUGACUUCCUGACCAUGCCAAUUGAAACAUGGGAUCGGACGAGACAAGUGAAUCUGGAUGGCUCUUUCUAUAUCGUGCAAGGUGUUGCAAAGCAGAUGAAGCAACAGGAACCCCAGGGAGGUGCCAUUAUUUGCGUCUCGUCAAUUUCGGCUUUAGUCGGUGGAGAGCAGCAAUGCCAUUACACUCCAACAAAGGCUGCUUUACUGUCGCUUAUGCAGAGCUGCGCUGUUGCGCUUGGUAAAUAUAACAUUCGGUGCAAUGCUGUACUCCCUGGAACGAUUGCGACCGAUAUUAACGCGGUUGACUUAUCUGACCCAGUCAAGCGCGAGAAUAUGAUCAAAAGGACGGUACUCGGACGUUUAGGCGUACCCGAGGAUGUAGCUGGUCCCAUCGUAUUUCUCGCGAGCGAUCUUGCUCGAUAUGUCACCGGCGCAUCGGUUCUAGUCGACGGUGGCCUGUUUGUUAAUCUUCAGUAA